This is a messenger RNA of Anoplophora glabripennis (Asian longhorned beetle), 948 nucleotides long. RefSeq lists its product as uncharacterized. NCBI's taxonomy places the organism in Eukaryota, Metazoa, Arthropoda, Insecta, Coleoptera, Cerambycidae. Gene Ontology annotation, cellular component: nucleus. The record is from RefSeq and is a predicted model, not a curated record. The coding region runs from base 1 to 948 and encodes 315 amino acids. Gene Ontology annotation, molecular function: DNA binding. The transcript has a single exon.
AUGGUUUGCAAAUAUAAAAAGAAAACAUCGAGGGGAGAGUGGUCCAAAGAAAGUAUGAAACAGGCAGUUGAAAAAGUCUUAAACAAAGAAAUGGGUUACCGCAAAGCGGCAUUGCAAUAUUCAGUGCCACAAACAACGUUGGAAAGACACGUCAAUGCGAUUAAAACCAAAGGUGAAAUGAACUUAGAUUUGCCGUUAGGGCCAAUUGCAACAGUUUUUAGUAAAAAAGAAGAAAAUGAAUUAGUCGAAUAUUUGAAAGAAAUGGAAGCAAGGUUAUUCGGACUUAGUACGCUGGAGCUGAGAAGUUUGGCCUAUCAAUUGGCCGUCAAAAAUGGUAAAAAACACAGAUUUAAUACAACAGCCAAACUCGCUGGUGUCGAUUGGGUCCAAGGGUUUUUAAAACGUCAUUGUGACUUAUCAAUAAAACCCGAAGCAACCUCAGCUGCCAGAGCUAUGGGAUUCAAUAAGAUCUCCGUUGCAAAAUUUUAUGAACUUUUGGGUGCUGUAUUAGAUAAAUAUAAGUUAGGGCCUGAUAGGAUUUACAACUGUGGUGAAACAGCCAUCUCAUCGGUUUCUAAAACAAAAUUCAAGAUAAUUUCACGCAGGGGUAGAAAGCAAGUGGGAUCAUUGUCGUCAGCUGAACGAGGACAAACAGUUACCGUCAAAAUUUGUGUUAGCGCUGCAGGAAGCUAUAUGCCGCCAAUGCUAAUCUUCCCUCGCAAGCGCAUGAAAGCUGAAUUAUUAAACAACUCGGCACCAGGAACAACUUCCCAUUGCAAUGCCAGCGGAUGGAUGACUACAGACGUAUUUGUCUCUUGGUUCAAAAGUUUCAUUCAAUUCAGUAGAGCAAGCAAAGACAACCCUGUGCUGCUUUUACUCGACGGUCACGCUACCCACACCAAGAACAUCGAGCUUAUAGACAAGAAGCCCAGUCUAUAUGGGGAUUAA